CAACAGUGAAAUCACAAAAUGCCAUCAGAAGCUUUCUACACGACCAAUUUGCCCUCUGGCUUGCGAAUAGCCCAGGUUGCUGGCUUGACAGUCUCCGGUUUCCUUGCCGGCAAGACCUUCGCCGCAAGCACCGUGACUCCAGCUCUCCUCAAGGCUCCCGCACCUCUCCUAGCAAAGCAAUGGAAGACCAUCUUCGACGCCGACAAGCUCAUCUUCCCCGUGACUUGCAUCUUCAGCGCAGGUGUGUUUGGCUACAUCGGCUACCGUGAAGACAAAUGGACUCUACCCGCGACUCUCUACACAGCUUCUGCCUCGCUUUUGCUGUCUCUGGUGCCGUAUACUUUCCUGCUUAGCGAGCCGAUCGUCCAGAAGCUGCAGAGGAAGGCGCAGUCUCUGGCUAGUGUUGCGAUCACGGAUGCUCAGGCUGAGAGUGGUUUGAAGCACGAAGAGACCACGCACGCUUUGGUCGACAAGUGGGCCACGAUCAAUCUUGGCAGAGCGGUGAUCUCUGCUGCUUCCACUGCUAUCGCGAUCUGGGCUGCUGUUGACCGGACUGAGGUUGUACCAGCCACGGCUCGUUUGGCAACAGGUGCCAACCGCUUGGGCUGAAAACUGGGCAUUGAAUGAAGAUGAUAAGGCAAUGAUGCCAGAAGAACGGCACGAGAGUGAUCCCUUAUGAGGCCUUUCAGCAUGCAGCAUCCUCACACGGCAGUAAAAGUGACGUUCGAGGCGAUAAGAGUCACUGUACGGAGUAUGUAUGAGAAUAAUGAAACGAAGGCAUGAAGAUUCUC
This is a messenger RNA of Pseudocercospora fijiensis CIRAD86, 791 nucleotides long. RefSeq lists its product as uncharacterized. The record is from RefSeq and is a predicted model, not a curated record. The coding region runs from base 19 to 609 and encodes 196 amino acids. The transcript has 3 exons. NCBI's taxonomy places the organism in Eukaryota, Fungi, Ascomycota, Dothideomycetes, Mycosphaerellales, Mycosphaerellaceae.